Rubroshorea leprosula is the source of this 1798-nucleotide messenger RNA. The record is from the annotation of a GenBank genome assembly. Lineage: Eukaryota; Viridiplantae; Streptophyta; Magnoliopsida; Malvales; Dipterocarpaceae.
CCGAAUCACUCUCUCAAGAAAUCCUCUCUUUUUCCUCAGCAAAACCUCUUUGCCAAAAAAAAAGAAAAAAAAAAGAAGAGAAGUUUCUAGAUUUCGCUCUCCUGUAAGUUUCAGUGGUGCUAACGGGUGCACGUUUUCCGCUAGUGUCCCUGUGAUGUCGCCGGCGGCGGCGGCGGCUUCACGAACGACGGUUGUUGUCAUCAGAAUAUCUAGGUACAGGCGGGCCCACUAGAAAGAAAGAGGAGGGAAAAAUGGAAAAAUCGGGCGCCUGAAAGAAACUGUAUUUUUUGAAGUCUGGUGUGGGACCCAGUAGAAUGGACGGCCAGAAAAGUCAGGCGAAGCUCACGAGAACACAGUCGUCGCUUCUCCGCUCGUCGCCGACCGUCCGAUCGUCCAUCCAUUGUCUCGAAGUUGGUGACGGCAGUAGUAAGCCUCUCCUCAAAGAAGAGGAAGGUGGAGACCCGGAAUCGUUGCUUGAAGAGGAGAAAAAGAGGAAGCCACCGAAGAAAUCGGGGUCGACGCCAAGAACCGUCCUGACUCGGUUCAACCCGGUGUUCGCCAUGGCUUUGAUCUCCUUCCUUACCAUUGUCUCCCUCCUCCUCUUCUUCUUCUUCUUCUACUUCAGAAGGGAAGAGAUACCCACAUCGGAGAAUCUUUUGCUGGCCCUCACUUUCAUCGCCGUCACUCUGUUUUUGGCUAACCGGAACAAGUCUAUCAUCAACCAGAGUCUUGCUUCUUGCAAACUGACGUGGGACGGUUACUCGAAACGACAUGGGUUUCGCUCAUCGAACGCCAACACUAAACCGUUGCAGUGGUUCAUCGGGGAAAACAAGAACACCAAGGAGAAACAGAAGCUCGUGAGGGAAGGGGUGGAGUUCUACAGCAAUGGGGAUUUCUACGAGGGGGAAUUUCACAAGGGGAGGUGCAAUGGAAGCGGGGUUUACAAUUUCAUUGUGAACGGGAGGUACGAGGGGGACUGGGUGGACGGAAGGUAUGAUGGGUAUGGAGUGGAGACCUGGACCAGGGGAAGUAGAUAUAGAGGGCAAUAUAGACAGGGCUUGAGGCAUGGAUACGGGGUCUAUAGAUUCUAUACAGGUGAUUCGUAUGCGGGUGAGUGGUGUAACGGGCAGAGUCAUGGUGUUGGAGUCCAGGCUUGUGCAGACGGGAGCUGUUACAUUGGAGAUUUCAAGUGUGGGGUCAAGCAUGGCCUCGGCUGCUACCGUUUCAGGAAUGGAGAUAGAUUUGCUGGAGAAUACUUUGGGGACAAAAUACAUGGUUUCGGUGUCUAUCAUUUUGCUAAUGGUCACUAUUACGAGGGAUCCUGGCAUGAAAGUCGUAGGCAAGGAUAUGGCAUGUAUGUUUUUCGUAAUGGUGAGACAAAAUGUGGUGAAUGGGAUACCGGCACCCUUAAGACCCCUUUAUCCCCACCAACUGAUGUAGUAAUUCGAGCAGUUCAGGCUGCUAGAAGAACAGCAGAAAAUGCAAUUAGCCUUCGCCGGGUGGAUGAGCAGGUGAACAAGGUGGUUCUUGCUGCAAACAGGGCAGCCACUGCUGCUAGAGUUGCUGCUGUCAAGGCUGUUCAGAACCGGAUGGAUGGUAAAUUUUGUGAUACAGAUGUCUAAGUGUGGAUCAUUAGCUUUGGUCAUAGUGUAAAUUCUUAUUAUACUAAUUGUGAAGAGGUCAACCCAGUGAGCAAAAGCUCAUAGGAGGUUGAGGUAUCGUUUGAUCACAUCACGCGCAACGGCGACUUGUGUAUAUAGAUCUUGUAACCUGUGUUCAAUGAAAGAUGAGUUUUCAA